CCGCCCCUGCGGCCCGCAGUUUCUACCAUCCCCCACACCGGACUUGGGCGGGGAGCGAGCGCGCCUGGUCUAGGAGGAUGCAGCGCCCACUGUGGCCUGGGGGAUCCGAGGGGCUCCGGUUGUGUCUCUGCUUCCUGCUGCUGAUCAGCCGUCCAGGGGGCUGCAGCGACAUUAGUGGCCACGAGGGUCAGGGCCAAGUGGGGUUCGGGCAGCUCUGGCCCCUCCAAGGAUUUACCAGCCCAUUCUUCCGGCAUUUGCGAGUUGUACUCCAGCAGAUUGUGCCUCAAGGUUUGUUCUGGAAAGAUGACAUCACUCAGAACAUGAUGACCCAGGAGAUGGAGCACAUCAGCCGACCCCACCCCCAAGAUCCAUGUCUGAGGGAUGGGCAGGCAGCCUUUACCACCAAAAACACUGGAGUGAGGAGCAAGCAUGAGGGGAAACUCCGACUCCUGUUCCCCAAGAGCCCAGUGUCCAAGGUGAACAGGGAUCAGUGCUCUAGCUCCAAAGUGGUUUCAAAUGCCCUGAAACGGGAGGUGGCCAAGCCUGUCAAGGUGAGGGGCUCAAUUUUCCUGAGGUUGCGAUCACGCUUAAAUGAGGGAGGCAGCCUGCACCUUGGGGGGCUUCUAGCCCCUGUGCUCCCCAAGGAAGCUGGUCCUCACCCCCAUGAGGAUUUCUUUAAGCCUCCCUCCAUGGCGGGCCGCAACCUUGUAGCUGACUGAGACAUUGUGCAAAGCCUCUCUGUCCUAGUACCCUCCCCUUGCCCUCCAGAGAGGCUGUUCCAGCAUGACCCAAAUCUGAAUCAUUAAAGUGGACAUCCGUGUAGACACUU
This is a messenger RNA of Condylura cristata (star-nosed mole), 829 nucleotides long. RefSeq names its product regulated endocrine-specific protein 18-like. Gene Ontology annotation, cellular component: endoplasmic reticulum. The coding region runs from base 78 to 719 and encodes 213 amino acids. The transcript is spliced from 7 exons. The record is from RefSeq and is a predicted model, not a curated record. Lineage: Eukaryota; Metazoa; Chordata; Mammalia; Eulipotyphla; Talpidae.